Molecule: messenger RNA, 988 nt
Organism: Spodoptera littoralis (African cotton leafworm)
Lineage: Eukaryota; Metazoa; Arthropoda; Insecta; Lepidoptera; Noctuidae
Source: the annotation of a GenBank genome assembly
CUAGUGCUUACAGUAACGAACCAUUUGAACUUAGACAAAUCUUACAUAAUGUUCGCUAAGGUGUUGUUCGCAUGCGCGCUAGUAGGCGUCGCGCGCGCUGGUUUGAUCGCUGGGGGUCAUGGCGCAUUGUCGUCACAGAGCAUCGUGCUGGGCGCCCCUGCCCUUGCGCAUGGCUACGGAGGUUACGCUGCCGCACCCGCUAUUGCGGCACCUGCAUUAGGAUAUGGAUUAGGUCACGGAGCCGUGGUUGCACAUGCGCCGGUUUACAGGGCACCAUAUGCGCACGCCGCUGCCCCUGUUGAAGUUUAUGCCCACCCCCGCUACCAAUUCAAUUACGGUGUCACUGACGGUCACACCGGCGAUCAGAAGAGCCAAUGGGAAGCCCGUGAUGGGGACGUCGUGAAGGGCCAGUACUCUCUUGUUGAACCUGACGGCACCGUGCGCACUGUCAACUACUCUGCUGAUGACCACAAUGGAUUCAAUGCUGUAGUCAGCAGGCACGGCCAUGCUGCGCACCCCGCUGCCCACGCAGUGGUCGCUGCCCCAGCCCUUGGCCAUGGCCACCUUCUCCACGGCUAAACUUCAACGACCCUUUAGCCUAGACCAACACCGACGACACCUAUUUAUUUCUACUUAGCUUAUUAAGCAGAUUAAGCAUGGACGGAAUGCGACAACGAAGAGCAUUGUAUAAUGAACGAUUACAGACUAGUGUGCUUACUCCCUAACCGUUUCACAAUCUGCACAGGGACUUAGGCCCAAAUUAGCAUAGAACUUUACAUUUUCAUUCAUCUAUUUUACAAAGCAUUAGAACCUUUUGUAUUAUAUUUUCUUAUAGUGUGUAAGUUUUCGUGUUUUUUUUAUUAUUAUUUUAUUUUUCAAACUUCGUACAUUUUGUGAAACGUUAGACGAUUGCUUGCGGGGUGCUGUGCAGAAACUCUGGUUUUUGUGACUGAUAAUAAUGUAAAUUAAAUAUAAUAUUUGUCAUAUA